This is a messenger RNA of Diatraea saccharalis (sugarcane borer), 2615 nucleotides long. The record is from the annotation of a GenBank genome assembly. NCBI's taxonomy places the organism in Eukaryota, Metazoa, Arthropoda, Insecta, Lepidoptera, Crambidae.
GUCUAUGGAGAGCUUAGGCUUGUAACCAGUCCAGCUUGGCCUUCCUUUCUCUAUAGAUAGACGGUGAUUUGUGUGCGUGCAGGUCUUUAAUCGUUGGUCGAGUGCAACAGACUGAACGGCACCUCGAGACUCAAAUGUGUCGAUACAUUCACUGCAUAAACCUGCUCCACAACUUUUAAUAUACCAAGCCAUACAAAAUAGGUAUUAAUCGAAUGCAAUAAAAAUGAUAACCUCUAUCUAAGCAUUUAACUCUAGCUAGUAAAUAUCUAAAAGCUACGCCGUUGGUUUACGAAUCGACUAAAAUAGAGAUAGAAAUAGAAUUGACAACAAAGUUUUGAGACUGAAAACAUAAAUCUGAAAAAUAAAAAUAGUUUCAACAAUGUUCUCUAGUCUUAAUUUCAAAUGUUAUAUUUUGGCUUAGUGUUUAUGUUACCUAUUAACAUUUUUAAAAAUUAGUUCUGAUGAUUUACAACUUAUUAAAAUAACUUGUCCUCAGAUGCAUCUAAGUUCAGUGCAAGUGGUGUGCGCGGCUCUGGUGACGCUGGCCCUGGGCGCGGUGGCCGCACCCCCGGCGGCGGCGCCCCAUCACGUCGCGCGCCGUUCCUUCUUCACGUUACAGUGCAAAGGAGUCUACGACGCGGCCAUAUUCGCCCGCCUCGACAGAAUUUGUGACGAUUGCUAUAACCUAUUCAGGGAACCGCAGCUCUACACUCUUUGCAGGCAAGACUGCUUCACUACAGAUUACUUCAAGGGGUGCGUCGAGGUGCUACAAGAGACCGACCAACUUGAACUCUUCAAGACCUAUAUAAAACAGAUACACGGGGCCGAUCCGGGGAUUUAGGGAAAAAUGCUUCCAAACGCCCUUCUUCAAGGGUUGUAUGGAGUCUUUGUACCUCUACGACGAGGAGGAACAGAUAGAUCAAAUGAUCGACUUCGUCGGGAAACGCUAAUGCUAUCAGCCAGCCCAACAUUUCGCGCCAACUCUUGACAAGACGCCAUUUUGGCACAACCCAAACGAGUGAAAACAAACCACAGUAAAGCAAACAACGUACAAAAUAACGGUCAACGCAAUUCCACCGCUUUGCCAACAAAAAAAUAGCAUAAAAUGUCAAGUUCCUCCGAUUGACGUUUGCUUGCUAUCCUCAACGUAUUCUAGUCUAAAAAGCGACAUAUAAAUUAUGUUUGCAACUAAUUGUAAUGUUAUCAUAUUUUUUAGAUAAUGUGUAUACCUAAGGACAUUUAUAGUGUAUAUUAAUAUUUUGCGUUAUUAAGUGUUAUAAGCUUGGUAGCUAUGGGAUUGUAAAGUACAUUGAAGAUUUGUUUUAUUAUAUUAGAUCACCUCCUAGGUAAAAAAAAUCUUGUUCUCGAGGCAGACAAACCGUUUCGCCGAUGCUGGUCAUCUUCAAGUCUGUCUCAUCUUAACAUUUAAAUACCUGACUGAGAUUGUCCGUUUAAAGUGCAUUCCAAUUAAUUUAAUUUAAAACAAAUACUUAUUUACCUGUACGCUUUUAUAUUGAAAUUAUCUGAUACUGAAAUAACUUUUGUAUUAUUGAGUAUUAUGUAUAAAUAUCUAACUUAAGCUUAAAAUAAUUUUAUAUAAUCACACAAGUGGCUUAACAUCAAUUCAUUCAUUUUCGACAUUUUAUGUUGUGCCUACGUUAAAAUAUUAUAAAUAGAUUUUAAUUGGUUAAUUUUAUUCUUUACAUGCCUAGUUAUAUAAAACACGACCUUCUUCUAAAUUAAAUUAUUAAAUUAAGUAAUGUUAUUUACGGUUAGAUCUUACAUAUGUCAUAUAUUUUUGACCUUUUCUCUUUGUAUUAAACUAGAGUUCAAAAAUAUAUAUACUUUAAAAUGUGACUAUAUUAAAUAAAAUUUGUCAAAAUAAUUAAAACCUAGCAACACACACUGCUGGUGUAGCCAGUAAAAUUAAUAUUUAUUACCAAUAGUAAAUAUUCAUUGUUGAAUAUUCAAUAAAACGCAAGAAUGGUCGUGUCAUGCUAUUUUUCGCUUUAAUCUGGUUUCGGUAGUAUGGGAGAUAGUUUCAAUUAAUUAUAUCUCUUUAUAUUAGUUUUUAAGUAUUUAUAACGUUUUUUUUAUACUUCCGACCUAUUUAUUAUUUGUUACUAUGAACGUUUAAUUUAUUUUUAGCAGUUUCAAUUUUGAUAAUCAGUAUGAUUUAAAGAGUACCAGUGGAAUGAUGAAAUCACUCUUGUCUAUGGUUUAUGUAUAAGUUGCGGUUUAUACUUACCUGUCUUCGUUUAGUGCAACUGAUAUUUUCUUCUUUAUAUUAGAAUCUCACUUUUAUUUAGUAAAUUUUAGCGUUUCUUAUUGUCAUUCUUUCCUCCCGAAAUAUUUACAAUUCUUUUAGUCUGUAACACUGUAUGAUAUGAAAAUGGUGCCAAUUAUGUCCCGACAUAUUAGAUUUAAAUAAUAAUAUAAUGAAUGUUUAACUGCAUUAUUAUAGAACAAUGAAGAUAAUAUUGUUAAAAAAUAUUGAAUUAGAAAAAUAUUAAUCGAUUUGUAUAUUUUUUUUAAACAGCUAAGAAACGCUACGGGUUCCAUAAAAUAUAUUUCAUUCGAAAAUCAAAUCGUAUUUUAAUUUUUUUUUCUUACGG